Molecule: messenger RNA, 2031 nt
Organism: Bolinopsis microptera
Lineage: Eukaryota; Metazoa; Ctenophora; Tentaculata; Lobata; Bolinopsidae
Product: cyclic nucleotide-gated cation channel alpha-3-like
Exons: 1
Coding region: 1-2031 (676 amino acids)
Biological process (GO): potassium ion transport; monoatomic cation transmembrane transport
Cellular component (GO): plasma membrane; intracellular cyclic nucleotide activated cation channel complex
Molecular function (GO): protein-containing complex binding; intracellularly cGMP-activated cation channel activity; voltage-gated potassium channel activity
Source: RefSeq, a predicted model, not a curated record
AUGGAGAACAUGGAGGCAGAUAAGGACGACCUCACCACGAACCUUCAGCCACAAAACUUUGAGGCACAACGUCCUAGUGCUGGACAAAAGAUUGAGUUACCAAUGGUGAUCUCCCCGGCCGCCAAGAUCCCUUUCCCAGCCACUCAGAGUCUUAGACCAGCAAAGCCUUUCAGCAAUGCUCGCCAGUCCCUGAAAGUCAAUGCUCGCCAGGUCCGCCUCUCAAUACGCAGUUCUAAAGUACAUGUACCGGAUGAGUUCCUACAGAGGCUAGAUUUGGAAGCAGCAGCAGACGUCCAGAAGGGCAAAACACUUAGCAUCAAGGACAAAGGAUGGUGGAACUUUGUUUGCCACUUCGUAUUUGACCCUUUUUCAUUUAUAUACUACUGUUGGUUGUCACACAUAGCACUGGCUGUACUGUACAACUGUAUAGUUAUCCCUGUGAGAGUUUCUUUUAGCGACCUUGAAGAAGGGAGCUUCUUUUCAACUUGGGUGAUUCUUGACAUCUUGGCUGAUGCCCUAUAUGUCCUAGAUUCCUUUGCUUCAUUUCGAGUUGGUUUUUGGGAAAGGGGACUUUUAGUGUCGGACACUAAAGAACUUUUAAAGAAAUAUGUGAACACCAUGGCGUUCUACAUAGACUUAUUCUGUAUCAUUCCUACACAGAUCGCCUACGCAUUCACAACAAGAAACGUAGCACUGCUGGCCCGGUUUAGCAGGUUCUUCAAAUUUCACCGCCUGGUGAAGUGGAAUGAUCGAACUGAGUGCAGAACCAACUAUCCGACCCUGUGGCGGGUGAUAACGCUCUGUACCAUCAUGCUUAUGAUCAUGCACUGGAACGCUUGCUUCUACUUCUACAUAUCGACUAAUGUCAUCACACAAGAUCCACAGUCCAAUCUAUAUCGCAACAAGUUCUUAUAUCCGGAUUCGGAAACAAUUGGAGCUACAAAUCUGUAUUCAAGCACUUCUAUGAAAUACGCAGUUUCGCUCUAUUGGUCAACUCAGGCAAUGACAACUAUUGGUGAAGUUAAGCGACCAGAAGAACUUUGGGAGUAUCUUUAUCAUACUAUCAUACUUCUGAUUGGGGUCAUGAUAUUUGCUUCCGUUGUCGGAAGCAUCGGCAAUAUCAUCACUAACUUAAGAGCCAAUCGAAAUGUCUUUCAAGCUAGACUUGAUAAUCUCAAGGAAUAUAUGGGAUACAGAAAAAUUGGCAAAGAUCUUCAAAAUAGAAUCGUUCGGUGGUUUGACUAUUUGCGGGCACAGAACCACACUUUUGAAGAGGAAGAUGUAUUAAAGUAUUUACCAGAUAAGCUCCAAGCUUUACUCGCUGUCCAUGUGCAUUUAGAGACACUAAAGGAAGUGGAACUGUUCCAGAACUGUGAGCGUGGCUUCCUAACCGCCCUGGUGACAAAACUGAAACGUCAAGUGUUCUCACCCGGCGACUAUGUGUGUAGAAAGGGAGACAUUGGCAGAGAUAUGUUCAUAGUAAAACAAGGACUGCUCCACGUGACCACAGAUAACGGUCGACCCCUAGGUGCCCUCACAAGCGGCUCUUACUUCGGAGAGAUAAGUCUGUUGAACGUGGGGAUAAGCAACAACAGACGAACAGCCAACGUUCGGAGUGUGGGUUACUCUGACCUGUUCUGUUUGAGAAAAGAGGAUCUGUUGCACGUCCUCAAUGAAUACCCUGAGAUGAAAGAGGUUCUCAAGAAAGCAGCAAGAAAGCGGCUAGCUCAUGACGGGGAGCCAGAGGAGGACGAACAGACCCGUGAGCAUGAAAGGAGGGUAACGUUUACGGAUAUUGUUGAACAAACAGACAACCUUGAAAAGAGGUUGGAGGAUCUGGAGCAGCUGAUGCUAAUGGUAACCAAAGAGAUAAAGACGACCCAUAAGAGCGUGUCGACACUACAAAAACAUUUAAAUAAUAUGCACCCAGGCUCUAACUCUAACUCUAACCUUAACUCUAACUCUAACUCUAACUCUAACUCUAACUCCAGUAGUGACCCGGAAUCAGGAUUUACAGAGCAAAUCGUCUAG